GCGAGAUUUACUUGGAAAAAAUCAGAAAAUCCAUUUUUGGUUAAGAUUUAAAAUUUUGAAAAUAAUCUGACAAAAUGGCUAAAGUUGACAUGGAAUUAAAAAAGGCUUUUACGGAAUUGCAAGAAAAACAAAUAGAAACUACACAGAAGUUAAGAAUAGCAGACAUCCAAAUAGACAAUUUGAGAAGAAAUAAGCAGCAUGCUUCAAUUACAGAAAGAGAAAUAGGCACAUUGGAUUCAGGCACCAAGACAUAUGAAUCAGUGGGUAGAAUGUUUUUGUUAACGCCUAUCGAUAAGGUGAUGGUGAAUUUGAAAACAAAACAGACCACAGCAGAGGAGAAAAUAAAGGUGAUAGAGAGCAACAAAACGUACCUAGAGAACUCCCUUAAAGAAGCCACAAAUAGCUUACGUGAACUGGUUCAGACAAAAAAGGAAUCAUGAAUGGUUUGCUAGUUAGAUAUGAUAUUUAUUAAUACAUUUGUAUGUCACACAUUUUUCAGAUCUUAAUAAAAAACUUUAAUUC
Molecule: messenger RNA, 522 nt
Organism: Diabrotica balteata
Lineage: Eukaryota; Metazoa; Arthropoda; Insecta; Coleoptera; Chrysomelidae
Source: the annotation of a GenBank genome assembly